GAUUCAUGGACUCGAGGAGGGGGCAGAGGACAGCUCCGGUACGAUGACGGAAUUUGUUGAGAAACUUCUGAGAGAGAAGCUGGAGCUGCCGCCAUCUUUUCCCUUUCAGAUAGAGAGAGCCCAUCGGGCUCUGCCACCGCGUCCCUCCCCGGAAUCACCACCGAGAUCGAUAGUGGUAAAGUUCAUGAGCUUCAGGGUGAAAGAAGAGAUCUUAAAGAAGGCAUGGCAGAAGAAAGGAUUCAUGUACGAGGGGAAGAAAGUUUUUCUGGAGCAUGACUAUGCCCCAGAAGUGCUGAAGAAACGAAAGGAAUACACAGAGGCGAAAAGAGUCCUGCGGGAGAAGAAAAUACGGUUCCAGACGCCAUUCCCAACGAGACUGCGGGUUUUCUACGUGGGAGAGACGCGGAUCUACAACACGGCUGAGGAGGCGACCAAAGACAUGGCGGAGCGAGGGCUGCAGGUGGCGGUGACCAGACCGGCGGAGAACAGCUUGGAGAAGAUCAGACGCCUGACUUGGAAGACCAUCGGGGCCAAGAAAGGAGGACAGACACCGAGAGAGACAAUAGAAGGAUACAAACAACGAUUGCAAGGUUUUAGGAGAAGUCAGGAUGAGAUUUAAGGACUACUGCCUUUUAAAUGAGGUAUUUAAGAUAUCUGGUGUUUUUUUGGAUGGGUCUAUUCAAAGUUGAGGGGAAAAACCGGGGCUUAGGGAAUUAUGACUCGGGUCAAGCUAAUGGAAUUAUUGUUUAUUUACUUAUUUCCUGAGGGAGUUUUUUCUUCAUUAGGGUCGGGGUAUCCUCCUUUUUUUGUUUGUGGACUUUAGGGCGGAGGUGCAAACAUGAACAAAGCUAACUGCAACAGGAAGGGCCCACUCCCUCUGGCAGGGGGAGGACAUCCCUAUGGGCAGGUAUUCAUCAUGGCUUACAAAGGGUCAAAGUGCAGACCCCACUCUGGGAAGUUCUUGGGUUAGUCACUAGUUCAUCAGUGAACGUUUUGAAAC
Messenger RNA from Austrofundulus limnaeus, 1000 nucleotides. RefSeq lists its product as uncharacterized. The record is from RefSeq and is a predicted model, not a curated record. NCBI's taxonomy places the organism in Eukaryota, Metazoa, Chordata, Actinopteri, Cyprinodontiformes, Rivulidae.